GGCACGACAUGAGAAAGUCAAUCAAAUUCAAAGCUUCAUUCGGAAGAAGUUCAAUGUCUGUAUGAAAAAGGCAGAUUAAUGAAGAAACUAUCCGCCUUUCAUUGCAUCUUAACGUGUAACUAGGGAUUAGUAAUUUUCUUUAAAACACAUCCAUUAGUGAUAAGCCCGUACUUUUCGAAUAACACAGAUUUUGAGUUAAAGGUGUGAAUUCCGCACCGGCUUGGAACAUUUUGGAAAAGGGUAUCGCGGAAUUAUAUAUCGGAGUAAAUAAAUUGACAAAAUGUUUUUAUGAUAAUUUGUCACGAGAUGUAUUAACUGUUAUUUAAGUUUUAGAUAUGAAAUAUUACAUUAAAGAAGUACUGGCUGCGGACUGUUAGAAGAAUGGGUUGCGUCAAUUCAAGGACAGCUCCGAUAGAAGAUGUUGAUUACAAAAAUGUUGAGGAUACCAAUCCGGAUUAUCCGCCAGCAUAUAUCCCGGACAGCACAAAGGCAGAAAUCUACGAUAAGGAUGUUAACAGAGAUAUACAACAGAAGAUUGCUGCGAUGCCAAAAGGGACUGAUGGAACUUAUACCUCGCUGUUGAAAUAUCUGUCCACGGGACUGACGAAAGAAACACACCAUGUCACCGCAAUUUAUCUCUGGAUGAAGGAUCAAGGUUAUGACAGCGCCUCGCUUGAUAUGGUCAAAGAUGGAGAUACCCCAAGAGAGUAUAUGAAGAUGAUUAAAGACGACAGGGGUGAUCUCACAACUUUCUUUACAAUCUUGUGCAGGCGUUCUGGUAUUCCAUGCAACAUAAUCUCCGGACUUGGCAAGAACGAGACAUACUUCAUUGGAGCGCCCGAGAAUUCCAUGCAGACCAAAUGGGCUGCCGUGUUUGCUGAUGAAGAGUGGCAUCUGAUUCAUAUAGAGUGGUCUAUGCAGAGAGGGGCGGGCAGCUCAGAUGAUGUCGAAACAGAGGCUUCCGAUUUUUUCUUCCUUACGGACCCGGAUGUAUUCUCAACCUUUUGCCAUCCAGAAGACUUCAACUGGCAGCUGCUUGACCAACCAAUUUCCAAGAAAGAAUUUCUCAGUUUCCCAUAUUACAAUCCACAUUUCUUUCUCAUGCAUAGUUCUGUUCUGGCGCCAAAAUCGGGAACAGCCAGAGCGAUGAAUGGAAAACUUGAUAUAGAAAUUGCAUUUCCCAAAAGACAAAUUGACAAUAUUGAAGUUAAUUCUUUUGCAUACUUCAUUGGUGAAUCAAAUGAAAUUGAAAACAGGAACACUAAGGUAGACAUUUUAGAUAAAUAUGUGUUCGUGAACAGAAAGCCUUCAAAGUUUAUUUUCGAGGUUACUCUUCCAAAGGCUGGUAGAUACCUCUUCGAUAUUUAUGGAGGUUAUCGAGAUAAAAUGGUGGAGAAAGCAAAAACUCCAGGAAAAGGACUUCAACGCUUGUGUCAAUUUAGAAUUAUUUCUGAUAAACAUUUUGAAGAAGGUGAAGUAGAGGCGCUGCCGGACAGUCAAGAAAAUGGUUGGGGACCAGGCCCACACUGCCGCAGUCUAGGUCUUGUACCUCUGACUCAUUUUGAAAGCUGUAUUUACAUUAAACCUGGAGAAUACAGAGACCUAUGGUUCAGAAUGGAACGAGAUUUAGAUGUUACUUGCCAACUUACGCACAAUUAUCUGCCAGUUUAUGAGCUUGUAGAACAAGUGGAAUGUGCAACAGGCGAUAAUGAGGUUCAAGUGCGAGUUCAUGUUCCGGAGGAGGGUCAGUAUGCUUUAAAGAUCUACUGUAGGGAAGCCGGCUCCAAGGUGUUUCAUGAGGCGUGUGUCUAUCUUAUCAGGCAAAGAGAAAAAUCUCGUUUACCAGAGAAACAUCGAGAUAAAAUGCUCCGAAAUCGUCUCGAGCACAAUAUAAAAAAUCACACAUCGGAGAGAGCUCUACAGGAUGCCAUUGAAGUGUUCAGAUGUUACACAGUUCCCGAUCAUGGUGAAAUAAAACAAGGGGAGGAGAAACUGAAACAGUACUGGGAAGUAAAGAAAGAGCUAAGAUCUGCCAUAAAAGGGCGAAAUAUCAAUGUUGUUAACAAAUGGUUAGCCAGGGCGAAGAAGUCUAAAUAUCAUCAAGAUUUGCAAGAGGACAUCACGGAGGCGGAGCGCUUGCAAGACAAUUUGACAAAAAUGAAAGGUCACAUGCACCCGAUGGCAAAGAUGGAUCCCCACACAAUAAUAGAAAUAAGGAAUUACAAACGACCACCUAAAAUUGUACACGAUGUAAUGUCAUCAACAUACCUUCUACUUGGCGAACAAAGGGACGAUCUACAGGACUGGGAGGAGAUCCAGUAUUUGAUGGGCAAGCAGGGUUCAGAGAGUCUGCAAAAAAGAGUGAUUAGUCGACGUCCAGAAGAUGUGCAUAUAGAAAUUGCUGAAGAGAGUGAUUCUUUGAUCCAGCCUUACAGCAUAGACAAGUGUAGGACCGUUUCCAAUGGCAUCUGUACUUUCUACAAAUGGAAUAAACAUUUCAUCAAAGAAGUGAGACAGAGAGAUCUGGAAGAGAGACAGAGACUUGAAGCUGAAAGGCAACAUUCAGAUAAUGAAAUAUUAGAUGAAGUCAAUGACCUUUCAAGGUCAUCACGUCCUAAAAAUAGAGAACCAGUUAAAUUUGAAGGCAGAGGAGAGCCUUACGAAGUUGAAAAGGAAGAAAAUGGUGUAAAGGAAGAAAAUGAUAUAGAUAAAAAAGGACAUGAUACAAAAGGAGAAUAUGAUGAACUAGAGAAGAAACAUGAGUUCAUAAUGAGCCCAACAAGACCUCCAGAGGGAAAACAAAGUUCCCCUGUUUCUUACGCGGGCUGGAAACCAAGCGACAUAUCCUAACCAAAACUUAUGAAGUAACUACAAGGCUUACUGCAUAGUUAAACGGACGUCAUUUUACGUCUAUCAUAACAAUUUAUAUAAAUUUCUUCGAAGGGGAGAAAAAUGUUAACUUACGUUCUAGGAUUUUGUUGGUCAACAACUUGCUAUUUGUAAAUAUGUUCCAUAUACUAGCAGAACAAGUAAUGUUUGCAUGUUUGACUUAACAUAAUGAGUUGUUUGCUGUUAAAUUUUAAAACAUUUUAAUUAAAAAAAGGGACAAAGAUCACAUAGGAAUAAAAAAAAUCACGUUCUAAGAACGAAGAAGCCUUAAAUAGGUGCAUGCUUAAUGAAAUACACGAAAUUAAACACAGAAAUGUUCGUCGCAAAUAUUGUAAUAAUUGUACAAAUGUACAUAAUUAUUGCUCUUUUUUCUACUUCUUUAAAACUCUAGCAUAUCAUCCGUCUUGCUAUUAAUUAAAGUAAAGAUCAAUUUUACUGAAAA
Mercenaria mercenaria is the source of this 3331-nucleotide messenger RNA. RefSeq names its product lim and transglutaminase domain protein ltd-1-like. NCBI's taxonomy places the organism in Eukaryota, Metazoa, Mollusca, Bivalvia, Venerida, Veneridae. The coding region runs from base 382 to 2850 and encodes 822 amino acids. The transcript is spliced from 12 exons. The record is from RefSeq and is a predicted model, not a curated record.